UUAAAUUACGUCAGCAAUACGCGCCGCCAUGUGUGAACUCAGCUCGACGUUGACAUUCCUGUUUUCACUUGAUUGGCAUUUUGCUUUUAAUUAAAAUCCUGUAUUCGGUAUUAGACGUUCAUUUGCAUUUAAACUUGUUUUUCCUUUUUGAGGGGUGUUAUAAUAAAUAAUAAUAAUAGUAGUGAGUCGGUUUACGUUGCCCCUUUUAUCGACAGGACGUCCAAAUUAACAAAUGGAAGAUGACGACAGCGUUAAGGGCGAUGACAGCAAACUCCUAAAUAAUAAUAGUCACAAUAAUAAUACUAUUAAAACAGUGGACGGCGACAGAGAAGACGGAGAACCCACCGAGAAGCAACCUUUGUCCAAACGGCAAAAGAAGAAGCUUCUAAAGCAGCAGAAAUGGGAGGAGGAGAGGGAUCUGAGAAAGCAGAGGCGCAAGGACAGGAAGCAGCAGCGCCGCCUGCAAAGGCAAAUCGACCGUCAGGAGAACGAGGGCGAAGACCAAAGCAGGGCCAGGAAGCGACCGCGGCGGGAGGUCACGCCUGCCUCGCUCAGGCUGGUGGUGGACUGCAGUUUUGACGACCUCAUGUUGACCAAGGAUGUGCACAAGCUUCACAAGCAGAUCCAGAGGUGCUAUGCUGAAAACAGACGAGCCUCGCGACCAGUCCAGUUUUACCUGACAAGCCUUGGUGGACAACUUAAACAGAGUAUGGACGAAAAAGAUAAAGGAUGGAUCAACUGGAAGGAUAUCAGCAUUAAAUUGGAGCACUACAGCGAAGUGCUGGCCAAGGAGGAUGUGGUCUACCUGACGUCGGACUCCCCCAACGUGCUGACUGAACUGGACCACAGAAAGGCGUACGUGAUCGGCGGGCUGGUGGACCACAACCACCACAAGGGUAUCACCUUGGAGCGGGCCCAGGAUCAGGGGAUCUGCCACGCCCAGCUUCCCCUCAGCAGCUUUGUCCAGAUGAACAGUCGCAAAGUUCUAGCCGUCAACCACGUGUUCGAGAUCAUCCUGGCGUACGUGGAGAAAGGCAGCUGGCGGGACGCCUUCUUCUCCGUGCUGCCUCCGAGGAAAGGAGCCAAGGCCGUGGCUCGGGACCCGGGAGACGACGACCCCCGAGAAGAUGGACGAGAGGACCGAGCGGCCCUCCGCUCGGUCCUUGACGCGCCCCCAUCGACCGACAAGCCGUGAAUUAGCGGGCGAAUGACGAGCAUCGCACCUGGAGGAGAUCAUGAGCGCCGUCACCAGGGCCUGCGCCAUCCCCAGGGUGAACGCGUACGGGUUCUUCCUCACAAUGACGAAGAAGAUGAGCGGCAGACAGACGACGGCGUGGAUGGCGAGACUGUGCGAGAACAAACACGCACCAUAUUGGAAUCACACACCUGAGGAGGUCCAGCAGCGUGUCGACGGUUGUGACGUUGGGCGUGGUUCCGGCUCUGUCGAUGUGCUGCGCCGUUUGAGAGACUCCGGGCUUGAUCGUCAUCACCAAAAUAAUACCUGCCGAGGAUCCACAGAUGCCGCCCAAACUCCGGCUGACGGGCUCGACAGCGAACAGCAGCGGACGGAAGAUUCCAGUAAAGGUCCAAAAGGCAGGUGAGGGUCUUGGGGAGCUUGACGUCAGAAAAAGCAGGGUGGUAAACUGCUCAAGACGCUGCAGAGAAAGGUUAGCUGCUAACGGCUAGCUUGUUAGCUAUGUAGCAAAAAUUACAUUGAGAAAAAAAAAAUUAUUAUUACGGUUGGCGAUGUCGCAAUAUGAGGAUAAACUUGUAAUAUUACGAGGAAAAAAGUCAAUGUUGCGAGAAUAAAGUUUUAAUAUUACAAGAAAAAAAUGAUGCUACUUUGAGAAAAAUCGUAUAAACACGGACAGAGACGUUAGGUGAAUAAAGUUGGAAUAUUUUAAGGGAAAAGGUCAUAAUUUGACAAGAAUAAAGUUUUAAUUUCACGGAAAAAUACAUGAGGGAAAAAAAAUCCAGAGAAGUCAAUAUAUUAGAAUAAAGUUGUAAUAUUAUGAGAAAAAAAGUCAUAAAUGUUACAAAAAUAGUCAGAACAGUACGAGAAAAACCUUGCUACUAAUGGACGGGUUACUCAACAUGAGAAUAUUGCUGCAAUAUUACAAUGAAAAAAAAUGUACUGUCAAUAUGGAAAAAAAAACAUUACAGACAGAGAAGUCAUAACAUUGGAAUAAAGUUGUAAAAACAAUUUUUACGUAACAAGAAUUGAGUUUUAAUAUGAGAAAAAUCCAUAGUGUUACACUAAUAUAUUCAUUUUCGAACAAAAAGUGUGAGAUGUUGUGAGAAUAAAUUUGACAAAAAGUAAUAUCAUAGAAAUACAGCUGUAAUGUUAUGAGAAGAAAAGUCAUCCAAUUCUGACAAAAGGUCUGUGUUGGUUUUGUUGUUUUCAACAUCCAUCGAGUUAAACUCACCAAGGACGACGGCGAUAAUCGUCGUGGAGAAGUAAUAAAUGACAGCUCGCAGGCCGAUCUUGCCUGACACCUCCGAGUCCAGGGCCGCGACACCUGUUGUGCGUGCGCAGCAGAGACAUGACGCACGCCACGUACCGAAUUGUUCAGCAUUCACUGCUUGGAUCGUCGCCUCGCGCUUUUACCUGUUAUCAUGCUGGAAAUGAUCAGUGGGAGGAUGACCAGCUUAAGCAUUCGCAUUAGAAUCUCUCCCGGGAAGCCGAAAUACUGCUUGUGAAGAUGGGACAGGGAGGCGUACUCUCUUACGGCAACACCCAGACUGAUCCCUGCAAUAAGAAGCCGAUUGCCUGCUGAAUGUCACGACGAUACAGUACAAGAGCGAGAGACGCUCCAAUUGUAUAUACAUAACAGUACAAUCAGUAUUUUGUAGAAAUCUAGAGACAAAGGUCAUAAUGGCACGAGAGAUUAAAGACAUAAUCUUGUUAGGAUAAAGUUGGAAUCUUGCGAAAAUAGCCAAAGUGUUGCAAGGCUGGUAAAGAUUAUCGUUUGUCAUGUUACGAGAAUAAAAAUCCUGUGAUGGGAGCGAAGUCAUCAAUAAUCGCAUGAAAAUAAAGUUGCGAUAUCAGAAGGCGCAGUCUUCUAAGGAUAACGUCGUUAUGAUACGAAAACGUCCUGGUAUUACAAAAAUAAAGCAAAUAAAACCGCAAACUUGUGAAAAAUAAAACCGAAUCUUGCGGGAAUUAAGUCAUAAUGUUACGGGAGUAAAAUCGUGGCAACGACGUUACAACGAAUAUCUCUCAUGUUUCGAGAGUGCAGUCGUAUUCCAACAAAUAAUGUUAAUGUUAUGAGAAUAAAUUGUAAAUUCUGACUUUGACUUUGCAAGUACGUGGACUUUAUUGUGGUCAUAUUAUUUCCAAGCCCAAUCGCGAACACAUUUUUGCUGGCAUGCAGGAAAAAAGCCUGAGAGGAACUACGCCAUAAUAAAACAUUUAACCUACAAGCGCUGGUUGGAUGGUUGCAUCCUAAUUUUUUUUUUCAUACAUUUUGCAUGGCCCCCUGAGGACUUGAGAGGGAAAAGCCUCCCCCACUCUUCAUCUAAAGCAUCACGUAUGCGCUCGGCGUGCACUGCAAAAGAGGCUGAAGGCUAAAAUGGAGAUGGAUGCGCAUGGAAAAAGCGCCGAUGCAUACCGAGCAGGACCGAUGCCACCGUGGCGAUCAGCAGCCAGUUCUUCUUCAGCAAGCCUUUGCAGUUGACACGUCGCCGCUUUUUGUCACCCAUCAUGUCCAU
Molecule: messenger RNA, 3711 nt
Organism: Phycodurus eques (leafy seadragon)
Lineage: Eukaryota; Metazoa; Chordata; Actinopteri; Syngnathiformes; Syngnathidae
Gene: trmt10a
Product: tRNA methyltransferase 10A
Exons: 10
Coding region: 233-1195 (320 amino acids)
Biological process (GO): tRNA N1-guanine methylation
Cellular component (GO): cytosol; nucleus; nucleoplasm
Molecular function (GO): tRNA binding
Source: RefSeq, a predicted model, not a curated record